CCAGAUUUUUACUAUAGCUACACUUAAGUAAUAAAAAUAAGAAAUAGUUUUAAUGUUCCAAUCCGGCUUUAUGACGAUGGGCUUGGGCUCUAAGUGACAUAGCGGGUCACUGAACGUAGCCACGGUCACGGGAGGGAUGUGUACCUGACAGAGAUAUGGAAUGAUUAUAUGGCUUUCCCUAAAAACAAAGAUUGAUCCGAGAGGUGGGGAGAGGAAUAUAUAAGGGCAGUUCCACUUGGAGUUUUUUUUUUGGAGUUCAUGCAGAUAAGUUUUACUUGUACGUGGAGUUAUUCGUGUAUCACAUUGCAUUCGUCAUCCCGUGGACCGUGGAUUCGUUAUCGAACCUGAAUUCGUUGUCAUCAGCAUCUCGACCAUCCGAUAGCCGCUAUUACUUAUAGCCUUUUGUAGUGCCCACAUUUGUACCAAUAAACAUCAGCUAUAUCCGCGAUUAUAAAUUUGAGUGAAGGUUCAUCGAACGCCCAAAAUUCCAACCUUAAUCCGACAUAUAUAUAUACACAAUAGUUCUAACAAACGAGUAAUUAAAGAGAGAUAACUUUUUAUAUGAUAACUCUCACUUAAUUGAUGCGACAUCGACUGAAAACCAUAUGCAGAGAUAUAUCGUUGUAACAUAGAGUCUUUACAAUUAAUUGCUCAAUACUAGAUAUAAUUGAAUUCAAUAUCGAGCAUUAAUAUAGAUUGUAAGACUAAUGUUAUGAUCAUUUACAUGUUCGUAAAAACUUUAUCAAAGUAGUCAUCUGUCAACCGCGCUUAACCGCGUAGUGCAGGAGCAAAAUAGUGAUAUUAUUACGCUGAUAAGAAUGUGGCUUUUUAUUUUAUCCGUUUUCGUCUUUGUUUAAAUUCCUCUUCGUGUCUUUCUCGAAGGAUAUAAAAUAGGACGGGAGUAAACUAAAGCUGUAAUUUUGUUGACGCAAGUGCGAACCUUUGUGUUAGGUGCCAGGAUAUACCUUCAUUUAAAUAUAUAAUAAAGCGUAAGUUGCAAGCGGCUAUCGAACAUCUAGCAAAAGCUAUUUCGUGUUUCUGAUUACUUACAAAGAUAACUCUUGAAAUUUGACUAAUUUAUUAAUUAACAAUGUAUAUACGAAUAUCUUCGCUUAUUCGUUUCUUAAUGUUACGUACGAAUCUGCAAAUGGCUGAAUCGAUGAAAAAGAGAAAGGUAUGCGUAAUAGGAGCCGGCGCAGCUGGCCUCUGCGCAGCUAGACACUUUGCGCGAAGUUUGAAUUUCGAAUUGAAUGUUUUCGAGCAAACAAAUGAUAUCGGCGGUACAUGGGUUUACAAAGAAGCAACUGAAGUCGACGAAAAUGGUUUGCCCGUUCAUUCGAGCAUGUAUCGAGACUUAAGAACUAAUUUACCGGCGAAAAUUAUGAAUUUCCCUGAUUAUCAGAGAUUGAACGCUGAAGAACCAUGUUGUGUGACACAUCAGGAAGUUCGCACAUAUUUACAGAAUUACGCGGAAUACUUUGAUUUACUUAAACAUAUUCAGUUUGGAACACGAGUAGAAUCCGUUCGAUUGCAAAUUUCAGCCGAAGGCAAAGAAGAAUGGGCUGUACGAACAAAAGUUGUAAAAACAAAAGAAGAGAAAGAAAGUAUCUUUAACGUUAUAAUGAUCUGUAAUGGACAUUACUUCGAUCCUUACAUACCAAUGAUACCAGGAAUCGAAAAAUUUCCGGGUACGAUACUACACAGUCAUUCAUAUCGAAAGUCAGAAGAUUUUUCUGGUAAAAGCGUUUUAAUCUUGGGAGCAGCUGCUUCCGGAGUCGACAUCGCUCUUGAUUUGGCUCACCACGCAUUUCGAAUAUAUUUAAGCCAUAAUAAUGAAAGAUUAAAUAGCCCCUUACCAUCAAACGUAAUCGAAGUGUUAGGUGUGGAAAAGAUAGAGGAGGGGAAUAUUCUUUUAAAAGAUCAAAAUUCUAUUACGGUGGACGUAUUUAUGUUUUGUACGGGGUAUCGGUACAGUUUUCCAUUUCUAGACGAAAACUGUGGAAUUCGAGUAGAUAAUAACUUCGUGACUCCUUUAUAUAAACAUUUAAUUAAUAUUGACCAUCCUACAAUGUGUAUUGUUGGAGUGCCUACUGUCGUUGUUCCAUUUCCUAUGUUUCACAUGCAAAUACAAUACUUCCUUGCAUUAUUAGAGAAAAGAGCAAACUUACCAACAAGAUCAAUUAUGCUGGAAGAGUCGAAGUUAAAAACCUCGAAGAAAAGACAUGCACACAAAUUAAGUGACAAACAAUGGGAUUACAACAAUGCGUUAGCCGAUGCUGGAGGUUUCGACCGUUUGCCAAAAUUCUAUAAACUCGGAUACGAAGUGUGGUCAGCGCAAAGGAAAGCAAAUCUUUUGAACUAUAAGAGGGCUAGAUUUGUAUUAUCCAAAGAUCAAGAAACUGUUGAGUUAGUCAUACCGAAAGGAAGUGUAUAA
Molecule: messenger RNA, 2434 nt
Organism: Bombus impatiens (common eastern bumble bee)
Lineage: Eukaryota; Metazoa; Arthropoda; Insecta; Hymenoptera; Apidae
Product: flavin-containing monooxygenase FMO GS-OX-like 2
Exons: 8
Coding region: 1091-2434 (447 amino acids)
Molecular function (GO): flavin adenine dinucleotide binding; N,N-dimethylaniline monooxygenase activity; NADP binding
Source: RefSeq, a predicted model, not a curated record